AUGGUAGUUUGUGACAAGAUGAAACAUGUGAACUUUGUUGUGUAUUUUAAUUCAAUUGAAUGUGAAGUUCAAUGUAUGUGUCAGUUGUUUCAGUUUAGAGGCAUUAUGUGUGCUCACUCACUCGCGGUGCUUGUGAGAAGGUGCAUAAACGAGGUGCCAAGUAAGUACAUUUUGCCACGUUGGAGGAAAGAUUUGGUUCAAGAUUACACAUGCAUCAAAACCACGUACAUUGGCUUUGGAGAUGAUUUCAAUACAAGUUGUUAUGAGAGGAUGAACAAGAAAUUGAUCGCCAUUAUACAACUUGCUGGUAAUUCAGAAGGGAAAAUUAAAAUUAUAGACCUUGGGUUGGAUGAAAUGAAGGAUAGAGUCAUGCACGAUGAAUCGGGUGAUGGGAGUAAUUUACCACCUUCUACUAAUAGGAUACCAUCUUCUACAAAAAGUCCAAUUGCCACCGGUUGUACAUCGGGUGCUAGUAUGAGGAAGGUGGUUAGUCCUUUGGUUGUUCGGCGAAGAGGCCGUCCAGUAACGAAACGAAAGGUUGCCAAAGUAGAUCAAAUAGUGAAUCGGUUCAAGGCAACGGGAAAAAAACAAACAAAAGCAAAGGCUGCUAAGGUGCUUCAAUUUGAAGCUCAAGCUCAAGUCCAAGCUCAAGCUCAAGCUUAUACAUCAUAUUAUCCUUAUAUGGUUGGCAUGCAAAAUAGUGUGUAUGCACCGGUCGUAAAUGCUAUUAGAGCCACAUCUCUUAUGCCAUCGGACUUUGUAAGCGGCACACCGAGAAGUUUAAUGAGUGCUCCAACUCAAAUGUUUGGCUUUGGAUCUCUAACCCCAUCGGGUUCUAAUGCAUGCAAAUCGGGAAUGAAUGAUGGAGAUUAUAGAAAUGUUUGA
Camellia sinensis is the source of this 885-nucleotide messenger RNA. Lineage: Eukaryota; Viridiplantae; Streptophyta; Magnoliopsida; Ericales; Theaceae. The record is from RefSeq and is a predicted model, not a curated record.